This is a messenger RNA of Nematolebias whitei (Rio pearlfish), 1078 nucleotides long. It is a transcript of the gene cdkn1d, whose product is annotated as cyclin-dependent kinase inhibitor 1D. The transcript is spliced from 3 exons. Gene Ontology annotation, molecular function: cyclin-dependent protein serine/threonine kinase inhibitor activity. The coding region runs from base 152 to 682 and encodes 176 amino acids. The record is from RefSeq and is a predicted model, not a curated record. Lineage: Eukaryota; Metazoa; Chordata; Actinopteri; Cyprinodontiformes; Rivulidae. Gene Ontology annotation, cellular component: nucleus. Gene Ontology annotation, biological process: signal transduction by p53 class mediator; regulation of mitotic cell cycle.
GUGUGUCACAUUUGAGGAAGGAGGAGGAAGUGACGGCCGCUGCCAAAAUAUCUGACCUACUUCUGCGGAGAGGAGAGGAAAACAGGAGCGCGACACGACCCGACUGAAAACUGGAGGAGCGGAUUUUUACACUACAACAAGUGACAACGCGAUGGCCUCUACAUCGGCAUCAACAGGUGGACCUGCGGCGUCCGACUCGGAGCUCUCGCACCUGGAAGGCGUCGAAGCUUUGAAGACGAAGGUGGGUCCGGUGCGGAGGAACCUCUUCGGGCCCGUGGACCACCAGCAGCUGCAGCAGGACUUCCAGCGGCUGCUCUGCAUGAGCGUGGAGGUGGCCAACAAGCGCUGGAACUUCGACUUCCAGCGAGACCGGCCAGGAGAGGGCGCCAGCAUCCAGUGGGUGGAGCUCAGGUGCCAGGAUGUGCCGGCGUUCUACCGGAGCUGUUCGGUGCGACCGGCGGUUCGACCUGGAGCCAAGAGGCGGACAUCGAUGUCUUCGAUGUCGUCGUCGGGCGAAGGGUCUCCCGUUUCCAGCAGCUCCUCUGGGGAUGAGUACCUGGAAGUGAUCACAAGGGGGUGCUAUCCCAUUCAUCGACCGAAUAAACGUCAAUCUUCCAUAACAGACUUCUUCAAGGUGAAGAAGAGGAGGCGUCUCCAUUCCAAAGUGUCUCCUCGGCAGUGAAAGCCCCGGCGGCCUCGACACGUGUACAUAUGUAGCAUCGGAUAAAUGACUUUCCACGAGCUCAAAGAGCUUCCAAACUUCUGACUCCACGUGUGUUUAAUCCUCAGCGCAAGGAAGCUACUUUUCUCAUCGCUAGUCGAGCUCAGACUUUAGAACAGGGCUAACCAACUGGUGGCCCGGGGGCCAAAUCAGGCCUGCGGGUGAGCUCAGUUCGGCCCACCAGUGGGUUCAUUUUUAAAUAAAACUACACUUUAAACCGUAAAACAAACUGAAUGACAACUGCUGGAUGUCCGGCCCCUGAGCUCUUGGCUUUCUGCAACUGUGGUCCACUGAGCAGUUUACCGUAUUUUUCGGACUUUUAAGGCGCAUUAAGCGAAACAAAAACAUUUUUGACAG